AUGGAAGACGAGGAGCGUGUACAAGGCGCCUUGGAGGGCCUCACCGUCGACAAUGGCGGUGAUGCGCCCUCGACCGAGGUGAAGAAGGAGGGUGGCAGCGCUGGCUCAACCGGCUCGAGAUCGAGGUCACAUAGCAUGUCGCCCUCCGAUGAGAAACCGCGCAGUGACAGCGCGUCAACACCCGACAACAGUGCGCACCCGCCCAAACUGUCCCGGAAGGCAUCGCAGAAAGCGGUCCCGCGAGUCAAUCUGUUCCACGACACGCCCGAUGUGACUGACGAGGCCUGUGGUCAUUUCCAACUGAUACCCGACUGUCUCUACGGCUCCAAGUCGCUCGGGGCCACAGAACACGAUACUCUGGACUGCGACUGCACCGAGGAUUGGCGCGACGGUGUCAACCAUGCCUGCGGUGAUGAUUCUGACUGCAUUAACCGCGUGACCAAGAUGGAGUGUGUGGAUCGGGAUUGCAAUUGUGGCGACGGCUGCCAGAAUCAACGAUUCCAGCAAAAACAGUACGCCGACGUCUCGGUCAUCAAAACAGACAAGAAGGGCUUUGGACUUCGUGCAAACAGAGAUUUACAGGCCAAUGACUUUAUCUUUGAGUACAUCGGCGAGGUCAUCAACGAACCCACAUUCCGCCGCCGAAUGAUACAGUAUGACAAGGAAGGCAUCAAGCAUUUCUACUUCAUGUCCCUAACCAAGAAUGAGUUUGUCGACGCGACCAAGAAAGGCAAUCUGGGGCGUUUCUGCAAUCAUUCCUGCAGUCCCAACUGCUACGUGGACAAAUGGGUGGUAGGGAACAAAUUGCGCAUGGGCAUUUUUGCCAGCCGCAAGGUCCAGGCGGGCGAGGAGCUGGUGUUCAAUUACAAUGUCGACCGUUACGGCGCAGAUCCCCAGCCCUGCUACUGCGGUGAAGAGAACUGCAUUGGCUUUAUCGGCGGCAAGACCCAGACAGAACGUGCCACAAAGCUGUCCAAUGCGACCAUCGAGGCUCUUGGUAUUGACGAUGCCGAUGGCUGGGACACGGCCGUUGCUGUGGUCAAGAAGCCGCGCAAGAAGCGAGCCGGCGAGGACGAUGAGGAUUACGUUAACAGCGUACAGGCCCGCGGCCUCGACGAGAAGGGUGUCCAGAAAGUCAUGGCCUCGCUCUUGCAGUGCAAGGAGAAAUGGAUUGCCGUCAAGCUCCUGGAGCGCAUUCAGACUUGCGACGAGCGUCUUCUGCCCUAUGUUGUGCGCAUGCACGGAUACGAAAUCCUGAGGACGACGCUAAACUCGUUCAAGGACGACACCAACGUUGUGCUCCAGAUUCUCAGCAUCCUCGACAAAUUCCCGCGCUUGACCCGGAACAAGAUAUCCGAUUCCAAGAUUGAAACCGUGAUCAAGCCUCUUACUGAUUCCGAGCAUGAAGAUGUUGCUGAAGAGUCCCGGCGGUUACUGGAUGUGUGGAGCAAACUGGAAGUGGGCUACCGCAUUCCCCGAAAGAGUCGGACUGGCCCUGCUGCAGCACCCACCAACUCAUUUGAGGAGCGCCGCGGCGUUCGCCUCGAGGAACUGCAGGCCAAACCUGUUACCGUGGCAUUACCGGAUAAUGUACCCAAGGGCCCUCGCAGUAGCAUUCCUCAGCGAAAUGUCAAUCUUGUCAGCCAGCAGCGACAACGUCGUCCUCCUGACCCCACUACGCUGCCGGCCGGUUGGUACAUUGCCACCGAAAAACAAGGAAAGUGGUAUUACUACACUAAAGGAGGUCAAGUGCAGUGGCAGCGGCCCACAGAACCUGCUCCCGAGGCCACCUCACAGACUGCAAACUCCAGGGCAAGACAGGAGCAGCAGUCCAUACAGGAUAUCAUCGAUUCUCUUUCCAAGCCUGACACCAGUGGCGUGAGGAGAUCAGCUACUCAAACCCCAAAGCAGGCCACGACCCCUGUCCAAGAGCCAAAGAAGGAGAAAUGGCGGUCUUUGCCGAUAGAGAAGCAGAUGAAGAUCUACGAGAACACUCUUUUUCCACACGUCAAAUAUGUGAUGGACAAGUUCCGUCAUAAGCUCUCCAAAGACGACCUCAAGAAGUUCGGAAAGGAAGUCAACAAGGCAAUUGUUGCCUCUGACUACAAGCAUCAUCGCGUCGAUGACCCUACGUCGAUUUCUGACAAGCAAGAGAAGAAGGUCAAGAAAUACGUUAAGGAGUUUCUCGACAAAGCCGUUGCCAAGGUUCACGCACACAAGCAAAAGGCCGGGCCGAGCCAGGAUGACUUGAAGCCCAACGGCACUGUCAAGGAGGAGGAGGAGGAAGAGGAGGAUCUGGUCAUGUCGGAUCACGACCCGGAUCAGGAUGAAAACGCUUCGACACCAUCAGACCACAAGAGGAAGAGAGAGGAUGAUCUGGAACCAGCUAUGCCAUCCGAAACGCCCCUGGUAAAGCGCCUCAAGGAAGAGGUUGAGGGUGUCUCGGGCUUCCCAAGUCCUCCACCACCGCCGCCGCCUCCUCCGUCAAAUAUCCAGAUGGAUGAUGCUGAUGCGCUGCGUCAGCAGGAGGCAGAACUCGAGCGGGAGAACGAGUUAAAUCAGUUGGAUUUUGACAGGGAGCAAACGAGUAAUCAGCAGGACCAGCCAGCCUUACGAGAUGAUGUAGGCAAGAGCGGCAUGAAGCCGAAGCAGGAGGUUAUGAUCCAUUAG
Neoarthrinium moseri is the source of this 2670-nucleotide messenger RNA. RefSeq lists its product as uncharacterized. The record is from RefSeq and is a predicted model, not a curated record. Gene Ontology annotation, cellular component: nucleus; chromosome; chromatin. Lineage: Eukaryota; Fungi; Ascomycota; Sordariomycetes; Amphisphaeriales; Apiosporaceae. Bases 1 to 2670 code for a protein of 889 amino acids. The transcript has a single exon. Gene Ontology annotation, molecular function: histone H3K36 methyltransferase activity; protein binding. Gene Ontology annotation, biological process: regulation of DNA-templated transcription.